Molecule: messenger RNA, 963 nt
Organism: Heterobasidion irregulare TC 32-1
Lineage: Eukaryota; Fungi; Basidiomycota; Agaricomycetes; Russulales; Bondarzewiaceae
Exons: 3
Coding region: 1-963 (320 amino acids)
Source: RefSeq, a predicted model, not a curated record
AUGGAUAAACCCAUCAUCCUCUGGCAGACUAGGCCUGAGAUCUCUACUGAUGACGCCGGCACGACGAUAGCCAGUGUUGUGCUCCCUCCACCCGCCCUCUACGAUCCAGGACCUUACGAGAAGUCUAUGCUGGAACCGACAGCACAUCUGCGCUACGUCCCGUCUCUGGCUUAUUUCUGUAUCCAAAAAUUGAUUGAAUAUGCUGAUCAAUGUGACUUCGGCCUCUGGUCUUCGCGAUACGAACGGCCUGCCUCAUUUCUUUCGUACGACAUCCUCCGCGCCCUCAUCCCCUCAUACCUUCCCGCUACUGAUGCGACUUCACAUGACGACAUCCGGAUGUCUGAAGUGGACCCACGCUUAUGGGCUGUUAUACUCCAAGUCUUCACGGAAGUACCCGAUGUCAUGCGCAUUUAUCCUAUUGCACUCUCCGAUAAGCACCUGCCUCUCCUCCAGCGCAUACCAUCAACUUCCAAUUACUCCCUUCUGACGGCUCUCCAACUUCCUGGAUGCACUCACCUGACGGACGAUACGAUAAUCCAGCUCAAGGCUUUGAAUGGACUUUGUGCGUUCGAUGCCAGCGAGACGAAGCUGACUGCACAGGGCAUCUCUCGACUUGCAGGCACGAUGUCAUGGUCUCUAGAAGGUGACCGGGAUCAAAGACGAGGCCCGUGGCAACUUCGUAUCCUGCGGCUGCGUACUUCUAGGGCGCGGUCUCCACGACCACAACUGUCACGCAGCAAUCUACUAGACGUUCGACCAUCACCGCCACCGCCACCGCCGGCACGUUAUGCUGCAUCUACCCUCGGUUUGCUUCCACAGAUCUAUCAGCCACACCUGCUCUUACAUCCCGACUCCAUUGGACUCUCGAUCACGCUACAUCUGAACAGGGCCAGUACCACAUACAACAAGCAGCACCUAGUGGUGCUCAACUUCGACUCCUUUCCGACGCGGAUGCUCAGAUAA